Spirodela intermedia is the source of this 1405-nucleotide messenger RNA. The record is from the annotation of a GenBank genome assembly. NCBI's taxonomy places the organism in Eukaryota, Viridiplantae, Streptophyta, Magnoliopsida, Alismatales, Araceae.
AUGCAAGGCACGUCACCGGAGCUAAGCUAGGUCUGUCGGCUACGGCUUUGGUUGGUGUAGACUAGGAAGCUAUUCUUGUAUUCUAGUGUUAUAAUGUAGAACUUGAACUGACCUCGUUGAGUAAACUACUUGGCACAUGUGUUUCUUUAUUCAACAGAAAAAUUAAUGAGCCGGCAGAUAGAUUAAAAAAAUGGAAUGGAGUUGUUGACUUAUAGUUUCGGAGGCUAGAACAAGACAAACUAGAAAGGAGGAGGGUUGGCAUGCAAAAAAAUAUUAAUAUAUGUAUGUAGAGAGAUAGCGAGAGAUGCGUUGAGUGGAUGGGACGGACCAACUUUACGGUGGAAAAAAAGAACUCUUCUCAUGGAACCAGGGAUUGAUAAUCGACUAUCUCAAAGGAACUAAUCGAGACACUAUAUUGAGAAGAUGAUCUUGAAUAAAAAGCCUCAGGAAAUAGUAACCAUGAAGUGGUUGCGAGGACGAAUUCAAACAAUUGAGUUAAGGGACAGAUACAUCGGAAAGACGAAAAGGUAAGCAAUUCUUGGCAUUCCAACCAGUGACUCAAUAAUCCAUUUCUAGGAAAAAAAAUUAAAAGUAGAAAUGAUGGUUUAGGUAUAACCAAUUAUGUAGAAGUGGGCACCAAUCAUUUCUGGACACUCUAUUCUAAACACCGAAAACAAGAACGCGAGCACGUGGUAGUAGAAAAAGGAAAAUAAAUCCAAACUACAAUCUCGAGUCAUGCCAUCUCUUCUGAUCGAUAAACACAGCAGAGAUGUAUGUAUAUAUAUAUAUAUAUAUAUAUAAAUAGCGAGAGAGAGAGAGAGAGAGAGAGAGGUGAAAACCUUCGAACUUCGUACCUUCUUGGUGAGUGAAACGUCAGGAACCCGGAAGUCAACGAGGCAGCUUUGGGAAUUAGCCAGCGAGCUGGCUGGCAGACACUUGCAGCGCGGCAUGGAAAGACGGUCGUACGACGCUGACUCGACCCGAGCUUGCACCGACAGCAGCGGAGAUGGCGUGCCCGGCGUUCCGGGAGUUGCAGGAGAUACCAUGUUCGGCAUGACAGUUCCGAGUUCUGGCAUUCUGUCUGAAACCUAUCUGCUAUCUUCUUCUUCUUUUUUAUCGGCAAUCCCAAAUCUUUUCUUUGAAUGUGGAGACUCCUUACGGAAACAUUUCUUGGAUUUUUAUGUUUUUUUUUUUUUUGUGGUUGGGAGAAAGCAUAUGAAUGAAGGAGAUAGUUACAUGAUUACCUGGGUUUUAUAAAGGUGAUACUAUAAGAACGGUGGAAUUGGGGCCAGAUUACCUAAAACUAUUGCUGCUCUCCUAUGGGAACAUCAAAAAAUAAUAACUACGACUUUUUUUUAGCUUUUCUGUUUCCAAGAGAAAUCCACGAAGGAAGAUAAUUACAUAA